AUGAGAGUCCAACAGUUCCUGCAAUUCGCAUCCCAGCAAUUCCCCUUCUCAUCCAUCAUGACGAACAACACAACAACCUCGCGUCUCGCGCCUGUCAUUACCAUUUCCCACGGCGGCGGGCCCAUGCCUGUUCUCGGUGAUCCUUCACAUGCUGCUAUUGUGAAUUCGCUGAAGACGCGCGUACCGAAAGUUCUUAAACUCAAUACCCCCGACCAGCCUCGAGCAAUUGUAUUGGUGACGGCGCAUUGGCAAACUGAUGUCGUGUCAGUGAGCAGUGGAGAGAAGCCCCAGCUAUACUACGACUAUGGAGGAUUUCCUGCGAAGGCCUAUCAGCUCAAGUACGACGCACCCGGGAGUCCCGGGGUCGCAGCGGAAGUAAUGAGGGCAUUGGAGAAAGAAGGGGUGAAAAGCGUCAAGGAUGAGAAGCGAGGCUGGGACCACGGCGUCUUUAUUCCCAUGAUGCUCAUCAACCCCAAAGCCGAUAUCCCCAUCGUCCAAGUUUCCAUCCUCGCCUCCGAAUCUCCCUCGGAACAUUUCGCCUACGGGCGCGCACUCUCCUCUCUGCGCGCAGAGAAUAUCGCUAUUGUAGGCUCUGGGUCCCCCUCUUGGCACAAUCUGCCUUCGUUUGCGGCUCUCAGCACCCCCGGACCUGGUCAGCGGGAGAUAAAUGAACUCAAUCUAGAAUUCAACAAGGCCGUCUACGAUGCAGUCUCGACAGCCAACGAAAAAGAACGCGAGAAGAAGUUUGAAAAUUGGCGGUCAUGGCCUGGGUCGUAUAAGAUGCAUCCGCGGGGCCUUGCGGAUCAUUUCAUGCCCCUUAAUGUGUGCGCGGGUGCUGCGGGAGAGGGAGCCGAUGCGAGUUUCUAUAGCGAUGAGUUCCUGGGACUGUCUAUUUGGAGUUUUGUCUGGGAAUAA
Messenger RNA from Periconia digitata, 915 nucleotides. Lineage: Eukaryota; Fungi; Ascomycota; Dothideomycetes; Pleosporales; Periconiaceae. The record is from the annotation of a GenBank genome assembly.